Hyaloscypha bicolor E is the source of this 3075-nucleotide messenger RNA. RefSeq lists its product as uncharacterized. The transcript is spliced from 4 exons. The coding region runs from base 1 to 3075 and encodes 1024 amino acids. Gene Ontology annotation, biological process: positive regulation of transcription by RNA polymerase II; negative regulation of transcription by RNA polymerase II. Gene Ontology annotation, molecular function: DNA-binding transcription factor activity, RNA polymerase II-specific; RNA polymerase II cis-regulatory region sequence-specific DNA binding; zinc ion binding. The record is from RefSeq and is a predicted model, not a curated record. NCBI's taxonomy places the organism in Eukaryota, Fungi, Ascomycota, Leotiomycetes, Helotiales, Hyaloscyphaceae.
AUGUCUGGCGCGGCACCGCAAUAUGAGGAACGUGGGGGACUCUUGCAUCGAGCCCACGCAUCCUCCGACACCAUGAAUUCCACUGCCCUGAGUAAUGGAGAGGCUCGGUCCAAUCCUACAACCUCAUCAUCGACUUCAAUAACAGAGCACGACUUCCGUUUUCCUCGCAGACCUGCCGAGCAAAAGCCGGGCGAGCUUUUCUCUGCGAUCUCGCACGCCGGACCGCAGGACUGGGGUUCCACGAGCAAGAGCAAGAAUAAGAGCAGCAGCAGCAGCAGCAGCACCGCAAACGCAAACGCACACGCAAAGGCGAGGACAGAGGCCGCGGGCGCGAGCGACUUGGACAAGCUGGAUUUCUCGGCGGCGAACAGUGCGCGCAAGGAAUUGCUGCGCGAGAGCUUCUUUCCGACAUGGAAAGACGACGCUACCAGCGAGGAGCUCGACAGCCCAGAUGAGAUGCAAAAGAAGGACCCGCUGGCGACGCAGAUAUGGAGGUUAUACAGCAAGACCAAGAAGCAAUUGCCCAACCAGGAGCGCAUGGAGAACUUGACCUGGCGCAUGAUGGCCAUGAGUUUGCGCAAGCGCAAGCAGGAGGAGGCGGCCAGGCAGAAUUCUGCAAACAAUCAUGCUGCGAGCAGUGCACCGAGUGGGAUUGCACAGCUGAGGAAAUCGUCGGACCAGACGCCGACAAAUGCGCAGCAGCCAGAACAUCCAGAUGCGAUGAACAUCGACGACCUCAUCUUCGCGGACAUUAUCUCUACGCCUGCUGGGAUUGGCGUGUCGCCUUCGCCGGAGCUCAAUAAGAAGGAACUUGAGAAGUCCUCCAAUGCCGUGGCCUCGGCCAUUCCAAUCAAGUUGCGGAAGGAAUCCUCCUCCCAAUUCGCGGUCCCGCAGUCCGUGCCAGUCCCGCAUCACAACCCGCGAAACAAUGAGGAGUUCAACUAUGUGCAAAGACAUGUUCGAAAAACGUCGAUUGACGAGCGACGCCCCCGGAAGCGACCAGCGGACUUCUCCCCCCAAGUACCAGCCGUGAACAGCGUCAUGAUACCCAACGACCCCGACCAUGAUGCGGACCUCAAUGAGUAUUCGCUCGAUCAGCCGCAUCCUGCGGAGAUGAUGCACCACAGUCAUCCGGGCAUGCCUUUCCAGCUCGACACGUUCAACAUGGAACACGACCCGAUCAUUACUUCCGCUGGCCCGUAUCAGCAGAACUUCCCCUUCUCGCCCUCACACUCCCCCCUCGUGCAGCACGGGCCCUUUUCCGCCAUGUACAAUAAUGCCUCGAUGCCCUCUUCCUCGCUGAACUCUAAUGAUUAUUACUCGCCCCCCGGAAGUGCUUAUCCAUCCGCUGUCUCGACACCGCAGCCAAUUCCGGAAAACCAGGAAGUGUAUUUCCAGCAGCGCGGCAUCGAUAUGCGACAUCAAAGGCCUCAUACAUUUAACCAUGGGCCCUCGAGCUUAUCGAAUUCGAUGGCUCCGCAGUACAUGUAUAAUGCUAACGGGGGCUCGAUGUUCACCGCUGUGACGGCGGGCGGACAGUCGAAUUCAUUCACAGCCCCUGGAUCUUUCGGAAUGACACAGCAUAUAGAUCCCUCGCAAGUAUUUCAAUCAGACCAUCCAGCGCGGUCGCCUGGCGUCAACAUGGGCCAUGAGAACAUGUUUAGCUUUGGAGCUGAUUCGGAUGGGGAUGAAGAGGAGGGGGGUGCGUUCGCGGACAGGACGCUCAUGAUGCAGCACGAGUUUGCGCAGUCGCCAAUGGAAGAUCCGAGCAUGGAGAUGGGACCAGGUGGUCUGCAGUGGGAUGCCAGUUUACCGGGACAGUUCAACACGCAAGCUGCGCGUUAUCCUGGUGGUCCGCCCAGGAAACAGGUUACGAUUGGAGGCACUGCCGAUAUGGGGUCUGUCGAGUGGGAUGGAUCGGGAGGCUCGCUAGGUAGAACGCACGCCUCGACGCAAUCGGUUUCCGAUAACCGUUCAAGGAAUGGAAAUGAUAGGAGGCAGAAGAUCCCGAGGACGGCAUCGACGCCAAACACGGCUUUGAUGGGUCAACGAACCGGCAUGUUCGAGCAGAUGUCGAACCCAAACUCGCCGCCUGAUCAAAUGUCUGGAUUUUCAUCAGUGGCUCCGAGUCGGCCGUCUUCCCCUGGAGGCUCCAAACAUGGCUCUUCGACGAAUCUUGCUGGUGCGGCGGGUGCUCAGGGCGAGAAUGGCGUUCCAACGACUUGCACGAACUGCUUUACGCAGACGACACCCCUCUGGCGACGAAACCCCGAAGGUCACCCGCUUUGCAACGCCUGUGGUCUUUUCCUCAAGCUCCACGGCGUCGUUCGACCUCUUUCCCUGAAAACAGACGUUAUUAAGAAACGCAACCGGGGAUCGGGUGCUUCACUCCCAGUUGGAGCCUCAGGCGGAGCUGCAACCCGGGCAUCGAAGAAGAUGGGCUCCCAACCACAAACUACCAGCGGUCCAAGCACGAGAAAGAACUCCAUCGUUGCACCAGCCUCUAGCACAGCGCCCGCUACCCAAGUCACAACUCCAACCUCCAAUCGCGCUCGCUCCGUCAAUGAAAGCCAGUCCCCGCCCUCUGUUACAGGUAGCGGAGGAGCAGGAGGGAGCACAGCCAGCACGCCGACUUCUUACCACGGCUCCGCUGGCUCGUCCGUUGGAACGACGGGGAUCUCAGGCGGCAAAGGCGUCGUACCAAUCGCCGCCGCUCCCCCCAAAGCAACACCCGGUCCCGGCGCCGCAGCAACAGCCACGCGCUCCCAAGCCGUAGCACCCAAACGGCAACGACGGCACAGCAAGUCCGUCUCAGCCAUCGAUCAAGCCAUGGACGUCGAUUCACCCGAGAACUCUACCGGCAGCAACGAAGCGGCCAAGGCGUUGAUGGGCAGUGCCGGCAGGAACGGAGGCGUGGGCCUCGCAAACGGGUUCGGCAUGGCGACGCGCCCGAUGGGACCCGGCGGCAUGGCGAUGGGCGGCAUGAUGGGCAUGCAGGGACAGCAGAUGAUGAAUCCUGGUGUGGGCGCGGGCACCGGACCGCAGGAGUGGGAAUGGCUGACCAUGAGUCUGUGA